AUGUACAGAUUGCUCAUCUGGCUAGCGUACCUAGGCGUAGAUGCUCUAGCCAUCUAUGCCCUCGCCACGCUGUUUAAUCGCCAGAGAAAGGCACAGCAGGAGCCUGUAAGUUGCAGCCGUGGGGAUGUAAAUGAGAGCCGUGACUUAGAGGUUUUAUGGGCCCCUAUCUUGCUGAUACACCUCGGUGGACCGGUCAACAUCUCUGCUUACAACAUCGAAGACAACGAACUAUGGAGGCGUCACAUUCUAACUGCAGUGUCUCAGAGGGCUAGCUUUAAUAGUAUAGUCACUACUUUCCGCCCUGCCCCAAGAACAAAAACUGCGAAAAGAGAAGUUGAGCUUGAAGGGUACGUACAAGAAGCACGGAGUUUUGUGCAACAGAACAAAAAUCCUCCAGCACUGGAUUCUGAUAGCCGAUCACCACACAAGAAGCAACUCUCUGUGCCGGACAAAUUAUUUGUAGACUAUGCAUAUGUCUAUGAUGACCGUCUCACUACCUUGAAAUCCUUUUGGUUGCUGGACGAGAAAACCACUUACGACGCCAUUUAUGAAGGGCUCUCUGAAACUUUUAAUCUUAUUUAUAGCAAGGAAGAUCAAGUGGAUGAUAAAAACAGAACCACGCCUUGCUGGGGCAAUUUCUUUUCUGGCCUUAUAAUGUUACUUAAUCUCCUGUUGCCGAUCGUGCCCAUUUGCCUCUUCCACAGCAGCCACAAAAAUGCUUAUAGGGGAACCGACAUCAAGGUUACAUUUAUAUUAUUGUACAUCACAUACUUUUUGGAGAUUUCGUCCUUUCUUACAUUUUUAUAUUUUGAGGUGGGGUGGUCAGACGGGGUUGCCCAGCAUAGCCUUAUAGGAUUCUUAGCUUGUAACAGAAGGCACGCAAGGCUAAUGGGCAUCGCAGAGUUCUUUCAGUGCAAAGGUUUUCUUGACACAUAUUUUGGCUUGAUGUCCUAUCACUCAUCCAAAGACAUUACAAUGUUGGUUCAUGAGCAUGUUAAGGCUGGAUGGAUGAGUCAUAUAGCAGAUAUCGAGAGUUAUUGGAGGUUCAGCGAUAGCCGAGGCCAGUGGGCACUUGAGCGCAACGGCCGUGAAGAAAUCCUUCUGGAGAGUAUAGAGAAGCCAUUCGAUGAGAGCAUCAUUCUCUGGCAUGUGGCCACGGAUUUGUGCUUCCAUAAGAAGGGCACAUCUGGUAAUUCUCAAUGUGCCAGGAUAUGUAGACAAAUCUCCAACUACUUGAUGCAUCUGCUGUUUGCUAAUCCAGAGAUGUUAUUGCCUGGCAGCAGAAGGAAUUUGUUCACAGUUGCUUAUGAUGAACUUGAGGCCGUCCUCCAAGGUGAUGAUGAUCUAUCACUGCUGGACGAAAGAGGACUUACACUAAAGAUAAUUAGCAAGGCAGAGUCUGCAGAAGGUUUUAUUCAAGACUCAUGGGUUCUAGCUCAAGAGUUGAUGCGAUUUGGUGAUGACAACAAGAUGUGGGAAGUAAUCAAAGGUGUAUGGAUCGAGAUGCUCUGUUUUUGUGCUGGUAGAUGCAGGGGUUACCUGCAUGCCAAAAGCCUUGGCUCCGGUGGAGAGUUCCUAACUUACAUAUCACUCCUAAUGUCGCAUGCGGGGCUAGAGACAUAUGCAGAGAGGCAGCAGAGGGUUCAGCUUCGGCUGCCGAAAGAGGCGAGGCAGCACUUUGCGAGGGUAAACGCUAUGAAAAGGGAAUUAGAAGAGGCUGCUAGGAACAUCGAACGUAGAAUGGAAAGAGCUGCUGGUGCAUCUGCCGAGGUCCAAGUUGUUAUCUCCUAG
Molecule: messenger RNA, 1791 nt
Organism: Miscanthus lutarioriparius
Lineage: Eukaryota; Viridiplantae; Streptophyta; Magnoliopsida; Poales; Poaceae
Source: the annotation of a GenBank genome assembly